UAGUCGCAUUAGAACAAAAGAUAGCCCAGGAGUCUUGUUUUUGAGUGGAAAUGCCCAUAACCCGACUCAACUGUGGUGAAGUCGCCCAAUUAUAGCUCAGAUCGCAGCAAGUCGGAGACUGAGAAUCGAGUCUGAGAGAGAAAGAAGAAGAAGGAGACGGAGAAUGACGGUGUUUCACUUCUUCAACUGUGCGAUUCUGACGUUUGGUCCUCACGCCGUAUACUACUCCGCCACUCCUCUAUCGGAGUAUGACACACUCGGCACCUCCAUUAAAGCAGCUGUGGUUUAUCUCGGAACAGCUCUAGUCAAGCUUGUUUGUUUGGCUACUUUUCUCAAGGUAUCUGAUAAUGAAAGCUUCGAUCCAUAUCAGGAAUUGUUGAAAGCUUUGAUCGGUUUCAUAGAUGUUGCUGGCCUUUACUUUGCUUUGACCCAGUUGACCCAUAGGAACAUCUCUCAAAAUCAUAAAUUUCAAGCAGUGGGACUCGGGUGGGCUUUUGCUGAUUCGGUUCUCCAUAGAUUGGCACCUCUGUGGGUGGGUGCCAGAGGACUAGAAUUUACCUGGGAUUACAUUCUGCAAGGCCUUGAGGCAAAUGCAAAUCUGGUUUUGAGCAUAUCCCUUGCUGCAUUGGGAUCUUUGAUGUGGCUUCGCAAAAACAAGCCUAAGACGCUGAUUCCUAUAAUAUACAUCUGUGCUGGGAUUGUGGCAACCAUGCCAUCUAUCACAAGCUAUCUAAGGCGUGGCCUGGGGUGGCACUUCCCGGAGGUGGUAGGAUUUCAACUCUUUACCUCUCUGAUCAUGGCAUUCAUCAGCUGGCAGCUCUUUGCUGCAUGUCAGAGGCCCUCUGCCUGAAGCAACCAAGCACUGCUCCUAACAGUCGACUGUCAGUCAGCAAUGGUCUUCAGGAUCAGAAUAACCACAGUUGUUCAUUCAUGUGGUUACAAUCUCGUGUCAUUAUUUUAACGUCAUUCUGAUUCUGAUGUAGAGAUUAUUUUCUUAUGUCUAAAUUGAUCAGCGGAUGCUUGGGAACUGAAGAGUAAUAUUGCAACUGGUGUAUCAGUUUUGACUGGUAAAGUUACCAGGAUUUUUUAGCGAAGUUGAAAUAGUUAGGCUUACGAUAAAUUUACAACGUCAUAUUGCAAA
Messenger RNA from Rosa rugosa (rugosa rose), 1141 nucleotides. RefSeq lists its product as uncharacterized. The transcript has 7 exons. Lineage: Eukaryota; Viridiplantae; Streptophyta; Magnoliopsida; Rosales; Rosaceae. Bases 164 to 850 code for a protein of 228 amino acids. The record is from RefSeq and is a predicted model, not a curated record.